This is a messenger RNA of Phyllostomus discolor (pale spear-nosed bat), 5084 nucleotides long. It is a transcript of the gene FBXL4, whose product is annotated as F-box and leucine rich repeat protein 4. The transcript has 9 exons. The record is from RefSeq and is a predicted model, not a curated record. Bases 1128 to 2993 code for a protein of 621 amino acids. Gene Ontology annotation, cellular component: SCF ubiquitin ligase complex. NCBI's taxonomy places the organism in Eukaryota, Metazoa, Chordata, Mammalia, Chiroptera, Phyllostomidae. Gene Ontology annotation, biological process: SCF-dependent proteasomal ubiquitin-dependent protein catabolic process. Gene Ontology annotation, molecular function: protein binding.
UAAGUUCUUGGGGGAAAGGGUCAGUACUUACAUUUCCAGUGGCAACGUGCAUCACCCAUAGUAGGCAUUCUUUAAAUCGUUCGUUGAAUCGGAUUCUUCUUUCCACAUCUCUUUCUUCCGUACCAAGUUUAAAAAAUUUUUAACUGCUGUGCCAAAUAUUGGCUUCUCUGAAUCCUGUAUUUUCAUGUUCUUCCUUUUUGUUACGGACUUGAAGAUCAGGUCAGCUAAAUGUCAGAUGGUUAAUUUCUUUUUACUAAUGCCACGAUCCAGUAUUGCAAUUAUAGCCGUCUGUAUAAUGGCAUCUUAAAAUAUUGCUAACUGCUUAUCUUUUAUUUUGAAAUGUAGUCAUUUAAUAAAAACUGCCCCUUCUUUCUUCACUGUGUUAGUCUCAUUGCCCAUCCUCUUUGAUAAUCCAUUUUAACUCCAUGGUUUUAACUCUAGUACCUUCUUAGACCAUUUGUUACAUGGAUUGAGUAUUUCCACUUCUGUUUUCUUCUAGUAUUUUUCAGUGGUCUUAUUCUUCAUAUUUAAAUCCUUAACCUACCUCCACAGUAUUUAGGGUAAGAAAGGAAGUAAGGCUCUACUGUUUUUUCCCCCCAAAAUUGUUAACCAAUUGUCAACAUAUAAUUCAUCAUUAUAUGUUGAAUUCAGUUUUUCCCAACUGAUAACAAAUACUAUAUUUAUCAUAGGUUCUAGUUCUUGUUUAUCCUUGGCACUUCUGAACUUUUGUUCAGUGAUCUCUGGCUUCCUUUGCUAAUACCAUGCUGCUCUUACUAUUCUAGGUUUAUAAUGUGUUUUAAUGGCUAGAGAUUCUAACAAUGCCUGGCAUAUUGUUAACAUGACUAAAUAUUUUUGGAAUGAACAUAUUUAGUCAGGUAAAAGAAUGUCACAUAUCAACAUUUGUACCUGAAAUCAGCAUGCAAUUUUCAGGACACAUGGAUGAAUGCCAACUUUUGUGUAUCAUGUGACCUUUCUAUCUGGGGGUGAGUGAUUUCUAAGAGUAGCUGGCAGCACACCAGAUGCCAACCAGCCGUGGACUGCCCUAACAAAUAAUGAACAUCCUUCAAAGAGUUCAUGCAUCUUACGGAGGACACCUGACCUUUUGAAGCUUCAUAAUUCACAUCUAGAUGUCACCAGUGUUCCCUAUGUUAACAGUUCUGACCAUGUUUUAUUAUCUAUGCCUCCGGCGCCGAGCCAGGACAGCUACAAGAGGAGAAGUGAUGAACAGCCAUAGAACUAUAGAAUCGAACAGCCGGACUUCCCCUCUGAACGCAGAGGUGGUGCAGUAUGCCAAAGAAGUAGUGGAUUUUAGUUCCCAUUAUGGAAGUGAGAAUAGUAUGUCCUAUACCAUGUGGAAUUUGGCAGGUGUACCUAAUGUAUUUCCAAGUUCUGGUGACUUCACUCAGACAGCUGUGUUUCGAACUUAUGGAACAUGGUGGGACCAGUGUCCUAGUGCUUCCUUGCCAUUCAAGAGGACACCGCCUAAUUUUCAGAGCCAAGACUAUGUGGAACUUACUUUUGAACAACAGGUGUAUCCUACAGCUGUUCACGUUCUGGAAACCUAUCAUCCUGGAGCAGUUAUUAGAAUUCUAGCUUGUUCUGCAAAUCCCUAUGCCCCAAGUCCACUAGCUGAAGUAAGCAGAUGGGAGAUUCUUUGGUCAGAGAGACCUACGAAGGUGAAUGCUUCCCAGGCUCGCCAGUUUAAACCUUGUAUUAAGCACAUAAAUUUUCCCACAAAUCUUAUACGGCUGGAAGUAAAUAGUUCUCUUCUGGAUUAUUACACUGAAUUAGAUGCAGUUGUGUUACAUGGUACGAAGGACAAGCCAGUGCUUUCUCUCAAGACUUCAGUUAUUGACAUGAAUGAUCUAGAAGAAGAUGACUACGAAGAAAAGGAUGGUUGUGGAAUGGACAAUCUUAACAAAAAGCUUAGCACUGCCCUCAGGGCAGGGCCAAAUAAUGGAUAUUUUGACAAACUACCUUAUGAGCUCAUUCAGCUGAUUCUGAAUCAUCUUACACUACCAGACCUGUGUAGAUUAGCACAGACUUGCAAACUGCUGAAUCAGCAUUGUUAUGACCCUCUCCAGUACAUCCAUCUCAAUCUGCAACCUUAUUGGGCAAAACUAAACGACAGCUCACUGGAGUUUCUGCAGACGCGCUGCACUCUGGUCCAGUGGCUUAAUUUAUCUUGGACUGGCAAUAGGGGCUUCAUCUCCGUUGCAGGAUUUAGCAGGUUUCUGAAGGGUUGUGGAUCCGAAUUGGUGCGCCUUGAGUUAUCUUGCAGCCACUUCCUAAAUGAAACUUGCUUGGAGAUUAUUUCAGAGACGUGUCCAAAUCUACAGGAAUUAAAUCUGUCAUCCUGUGAUAAACUGCCACCUCAAGCUUUCAACCACAUUGCCAAAUUAUGUGGCCUUAAACGGCUUGUUCUCUAUCGAACAAAAGUAGAGCAAACAGCACUGCUCAGCAUUUUGAACUUCUGUUCAGAGCUGCAACACCUCAGUUUGGGUAGUUGUGUAAUGAUUGAAGACUAUGAUGUGAUAGCUAGCAUGAUAGGAGCCAAGUGUAAAAAACUUCGUACCUUGGAUCUGUGGAGAUGUAAAAAUAUCACUGAGAAUGGGAUAGCAGAACUGGCUUCUGGGUGUCAGCUUCUGGAGGAACUUGACCUUGGCUGGUGCCCUACUCUGCAGAGCAGCACCGGCUGCUUCACCAAACUGGCACGCCAGCUCCCAAACUUGCAAAAACUCUUCCUUACAGCCAACAGGUCUGUGUGUGACACAGACAUUGAAGAACUGGCUUGUAAUUGUACCAGAUUACGGCAACUGGACAUACUAGGAACAAGAAUGGUAAGUCCAGCGUCCUUAAGAAAACUCCUGGAGUCGUGUAAAGACCUUUCCCUACUUGACGUGUCCUUCUGCUCUCAGAUCGAUAACAGAGCCGUGCUGGAGUUCAACACGAGCUUCCCAAAAGUGUUCAUAAAAAAGAGCUUCACUCAGUGACUUUGUAUUUGUUCUGUAGUAAAAUUAAUGUGCUUUUGUGGGGUUUUAUCUUAGGGCUGGUUUUGUUUUGUGUAGUUUCUAUAAUGAUGGGAAUGUCUUAACACAUUAAGACAUUUGUAAGUUUUAAAGAAAAAUAUGAAACAUUAUGAAAUACAGAUAGGUAUUGCCAAACACAUGUGUUAAUCAUGAGAAGAAUAUGAUUUUCAUUGAGCAUAUUUAUCACUUGGAUGGCACUGAUAGAUUUCUAUUAGAUUCCUUCUUCUCGUGAUAAUUUCCACUUAGCAUGUUAUUACAUUGCAGAUUAAUCACUUCCAGUUGAAGAUUAGGUGGAGGCUUCUCAAUUGCAUAACUGAAUGGGUUUUGGAAAAUGGAAAUUUCGUUCAUACUUGCAUCAAGGUCCAAAAAAUGCUGUUGGACCUAUAGUUUGAGCUCAGAGCUCAAAAAAUCUGUUGCAGAUUUGUGUGAGAAUGAGGAUCUUGCUUAUUUUGUCUUACCAAAAGGUAAAAUAAUGCAGGAAGUUUAUAAAGCAGCUUGAUGUUACUUCAUAAUUCAAACAGUGUUAGUUGUCAGAAUUACCUAUAUUUCAUAUAUAAACACUGUUUUUCCCCACUUCCACGGCUUCUGACUUAGUAGAAUUUGCAUUUCGAGUAAGUAGUCAGGUGUGCUGCUGCCGCUAGUUUGGACCUCUCCUUGAGUCUGGAGGCUUUUCCUGAAUCCCAGUGAACCCACAUGAAGUGGGAAUAACUGUUCUUAUUUUGCGCUGUUUCAAUUUUUGGUUGAAUUCAUUACAAAGCAUUAUCAAGUCUGCAACAAAAGCCAAAUUCCAAAGCCCUUCAGUGUUUCUUAAUAGUGGUGGAGGGUAUUUCUUCUCAUUCAGAAGAAUUUAAAUACCAGCUCUGAGCUCAAAAACAAUAAAACUGCUGCUAAGCCAACAGUCUGCUGGUUAACACUACUGGUUCAAUAACGCAAGAUUGAGUCAAAUAUAUUCCAUGAACUAUCUGUUGAUGAAUAAUACAGUAUAUAACCAUAGGUUUUAACAUUUUACAUUUUUACAAGCUUUGUAAAUUUGACCAACUAAGCCUACUUUUUGCUUCACACAUAUUUUUAUCAUCACUAGUUCUGACGCAUUUUAGCAGAUUCUACUUCAGUUUGUAAUGAAAUCAUGUUUUCUUAACUUCUUAGAAAAUAUUUUUACCUAUAGUUGCUCCAUACAUACUAGUUGUAGAAACUCUUCAAAUGCUUCAACCUUGGCAUUGACUUAUCAAAUAAACAACAAUCACUAGGCAGUAGCACUAACAUCUGUUGACUCAUCAAGAGCCAAGGAAAACCACUCAGAAUCACUUGCCCUUUUUUUUUUUUGAGUUGAUGUUCCCAGUGUUCUCAAUUCUUUCAAACAACUGUUCUUGCCAAAAGGCUAAUAGUCUUAAGCAAGUUUGCUUUGGACAAAUCUCUUCAGCUAAUGAAUCAAAAACAAUUUAAUUAACUCCCCAUUGCUAAAAAGGCUUUCUUUGCUUGACUAACAAAUGAGCCACUCAGAAACUUACUUUAUAGCUUCAUUUUUAUUUUUAUAAAGAAAUUUUGCUGUGAUGAGAUACCUUUAAAUUUUCUAAUUUCUCUGGCCACUGCAUUCUAGAAAUUGAGAAUAUUGUGAAGAAUACUUAGUUUGGUAAUGCUAGUGUAAAUAUAGUGUUCUUUCAGAACAGCUACAGUGUGACUGCAUGUUAAACACAAUGCUUUGCCAUCUAAUUCAGUAACAAAAUAAUCCAUACCUCACUGUGCCUUAAACACGUGUCGCUUGAAGUUCUCUCUCUCUCUUGCUCUCUCAUUCUCACAUUAUGAGUAUGCACUGGUAAUAAACUUAAAAAUAUUGUGGUAUGACAAUCUGUGACAUUCAAAAUGCUAGUAGUUAUAACUGCAUCACUGUACUAUGUAAUGUGCUAAGCGGCAGUGCAAAACAGUGUGAGCACCACGUUGGCCUCUGUUGCAGUUACUCAACUCUGCCUUUGUACUGUGUGGGCAACCAUAGACAUACAUAAGUGAAUGAGUGUGGCCAUGUUCCAAUAAAAGUCUGUUUAUUUAUGGACACAAAAA